GAGGAGGGAGGGUUUCUGCAGCAUUAAGGGUAGAAGGAUAAUGGAACUCAUUCAGGGGACACAUAAAGCACCCAAGUUUGCACUACAAGAUUUUAUUACCAACAUGCCUGAUAUUGUGAUAAAUAAUAUUCUGGACCGAUUGCCGUUCCAAGAUGCAGUGAGGACCUGUGUCUUGUCAAGAAACUGGAGGUUUAAGUGGACUAUGCUUACCCAACUCGUGUUGGAUGUCGACUUCUUUGAUUCAAUAGAAACAGAAGAAGAAGAAGAAGAAGACGACGACGAAAGUAAUAACGAGAGCAUUGUAAGUAAGCUUCUUCUUCAACUUAGAGGUCCCAUUACAAAGUUUGAACUGGACAUAGAACACCUAUCGGAUGCUGAAGAUAUUAAUAACUGGAUUUUGUUAUUGUCGAGAAAAGGACUUACGGACUUCACUCUUGAAAAUUCGGAUUAUACACCACUCACGUUGCCUACCAAUCUUUUCUCUUGUGUAGAGUUGAAACAUUUGAAACUUCGUAACUGUUAUUUCAAUCCCCCGCCUACUUUUCAUGGUUUUCCAAACCUGUUGAGCUUAGACUUGUGUGUGGAGUUUGAAGAUAAUAUUCAACUUGGGGAGUUUUUUACUCGGUGUCCUUUGCUUGAGAAGUUGACCAUGGAUGAUCUAUUUGAGUUUAGCAAAGUAAAUAUAAUUGAGAUUGCAAAACAAGAAAAUCUCAAAAUAUUAUCUUUGAAGUUUAAUGAUUUUGAUGAAGAAACGGCGGCCACAAGUUCCAGUAAUAUCUUUGAGCUUGUGGGUUCUCUUCCAAAACUUCAAGAGCUUCAUUUGGAUUUUGAAGAGUGUCGGUUGAUAGAAGGUGUUGGUAAAAAGAGUUUCUUUACUGCCUUUCCCUGCCUAAAGGUUCUAAAAUUAUCAGAUAUAUGUUUAGACAAUGGUAUUAUGUUUUCAUUUGCUUUUGAAUUGAUAAGAAGCUCCCCGAAUCUGCAGACUCUUGAAAUCACACCAAGUAACUGGAAUGCGGAUUCGCCUCCACAAGUAGACUACAGUACAACGAGGCUGUUGCAGCUUCAAAGUGUGAUGUUUGACUGUUUGAAAGGUUCAGAGAAUGAAUUACGGUUGAUGAAGUAUUUACUUGCGUGUUCCCCUUCCCUAAAAAGGAUGCAUAUCUUUUCCCGUUUUUUCUCAUCGGCUGAAGAAAAGUUGGUGUUUGUUAGGAAGUUGUUGAAGCUCUAUCGAGCCUCCCCCGUAGUUGAAGUCGAACUCUUUUGGUAUUAGUUGUUUUGAACAAUUUGAUUCAUAUUUAUUUGAAUGAAUUUAUGGCCUAAUUGUGUAAUAUGCUCCAGGGAUUAUAGAUCGGUUGGGUUAUUCAGGUU
Helianthus annuus (common sunflower) is the source of this 1368-nucleotide messenger RNA. Its product is annotated as F-box/FBD/LRR-repeat protein At1g13570-like. Lineage: Eukaryota; Viridiplantae; Streptophyta; Magnoliopsida; Asterales; Asteraceae. The transcript has 4 exons. The record is from RefSeq and is a predicted model, not a curated record. Gene Ontology annotation, molecular function: protein binding. The coding region runs from base 41 to 1270 and encodes 409 amino acids.